Molecule: messenger RNA, 732 nt
Organism: Ixodes scapularis (black-legged tick)
Lineage: Eukaryota; Metazoa; Arthropoda; Arachnida; Ixodida; Ixodidae
Product: death-associated inhibitor of apoptosis 1-like
Exons: 2
Coding region: 1-732 (243 amino acids)
Biological process (GO): regulation of cell cycle
Cellular component (GO): spindle microtubule; nucleus; cytoplasm
Source: RefSeq, a predicted model, not a curated record
AUGCCGUGCAAGUUUCUCGAGCAGUACAGGGACCCGCGGCUGAACGUAGCAAAGGUCGUGUCCGUCUUGCCGAGCUACUCUCACCCGGUCUACAAGAGAUACGUCGACGAGAAGAUUCGAGCCAAGACCUUUCACGAUGUUCGAGGCCCUGCGUUCGCCAAGGCCGGCUUUUUCUGCUCGCACGACGACGAGCAGGGCUACCUCUCCCGCGAACAGAUAGUGACCCGCAUAAUCGUUUGUUUCUACUGCGGGGUGCAAGUAUUUUCGAUCCUCGACUGCGAAGAAGACGAUCCGUGGCUGCUACACGCCCGCAGGUCCCCCAAUUGCGUGUUUCUACGAGUGAACAAGACCUAUUACUACGUGCACGAUGCAGUCGAAAAGUUUUACAGGAGCGAGAUGUACUGGGCGUCUCACUUUCCCGAGAUCGACGAUCUCGUCAAGGACCCAAAGUUCCGCAACAGGACUAUGAGUACUCUGUACACGGCCAACCUGACGCAUCCCUUGAACGUAUCGGCGAUGGUGAGUGCCAUUCGGAGCAGCAAGGCGACUCCGUUGGGCAGUCACACUCUGUUUGAAGGCUGUCGGUGCAUCGUAAGCACGAAGGCUCCGGCUAACAUUGCCUACUUGCCGUGCGGACACUGCGUGUCGUGUUUCGACUGCACCAUAUUAUUCAAACAUUGCAAGGCCUGUAGACUCAAAAUCGACUUUAUUUCUAGAGUCUACUUUGCUUAA